GGGUUCAAGGACGCUUCAUUCGUCCCGCAACCCGGGACCAAUGAAGCGCGCGAAAUCUCCGUUCCUCUUCGCCUCGCACCUUGCGAUCGUCGUGACAGCGAUGUGAGCGCGACGAUCCCGAGGAGCGAAGGCGAAGAGUAUUCCCCUCCCUCGCAGACAUCCGCUUCUCCGGAUCGCAACGUCUCCAGUACGAUUCCGAGAGGUGGAAGUAGCGCAGAUGCAGUUCGAUCGGCAUCGUUGCCGCAGCUGAUGACAACGGCAACGACGCUGACGACGACGACGACGACGACCAAGACUUCGCGAUCCAAGGUUUACCGUAAAACGUCCCUCAGGAACCCGUCUCUCAACUGCGAGAUCAUCGGUGGCAGCGUUUUCGAGAAGAAGGGCGUCGUGCGAUACGCAAGCGCCGCUGCCCAGGAGAAGAAACAGAAGAGGAGGAGCCUCGCGGAGAGAGAGACGGACGCGAGGAGCGAGAACAAGUGGAAUCUCGAGGACAUCCAUAUCACGUGCAAUCCGCUGUCGACCCCGUACCCCUAUUCCACGCCAGCGGCGACGACCACGACGACGACUACCACCACCGUUCCCAGCAAAACGACGACGGAGAGCGACGAGGAGCCCAAGAGCCGCAGUUGCGGCAGCUUCCUACCGAUAUUCGCCCUGAUCCCGCACUCGGUCAUCAGUUUCCAGUAUCUCAGCCCGAAGAUGAAGUUCUCGUGGUGGCGGAACAAGAUCUCGUGAAGGCACGCGUAGACGCCCACCGUCGUCGCCGCCGACGUUGUGCGUCGCGACAUCACUCCGACUCGUUUUAUCAAGAGACACGCCUCUCUUACCUCGUAGCGAGCUCUCUUUCUCUUUCUCUCUCUCUCUCUAUCUUUCUUUGCUUGUAUCUCUCUAUCUCUAUUUCUAUAUCACUUCGGGCCAAUCUUCAGCGAUUAAAGAAAUCCCGAGGAAGUUAUCAUCUCGUAAAUCCAUCUAUAGACAUUCGCGCGCGCGCGCAUUAGUUGUAACUUUCCGAAGGUCCUACUGUCGAAAAAGCAAAAAAAAAAAAAUACAUGCCACAGUAAUAAUGCAUGAUAAAUAAUGCAUUUUUAAAAUGGAUGGCGUUUUUUUUGAGACGGCUUUCGGAUGAGUUUUCGUUCACAAACUGUCACGAAGUUCGGCUUCGUGAUGCUAAAUGUUUAAAAUGUGAAUUGCAUAGUGUAUAUUAAGAUCUAAAUUAUUCAGUUUUGGGUUUUAAAAUUUGCCUUUCCACAAGAGCGCUGUAACAUUUGUAACAAUAUUCCAAAUCUUUCGAAUUUUUCUCCCGCGGAAGAAGAAAAUAUACCGACUUUGUGUGUUUAUUAUAUUUUUGUAUGAAACGUUUUUUUGUUGGCGUGUCGUUACAGAUCCUCUAGUCGAUCGAAGUUCCUCUCUUAUACGACGCGCUUUUAAGAUAUCAUACAUUUUCUGCUUCUAAAUUGAAAUUUCACUUGAUAUUCAUUUAAAUACAUAUUGAAAUAUACGACUCAAGUAUUGUAUCAGCGCUCACACGUUUCUUUUUUUUUUCUACGAGAGAUAUACAAAUAUUCCAAGAUUUUAGAAUAUCUAUAUAAGUGGCGCAAAAAAAUUCAAGAAUUUAAAGAUCGUAGAACCUAAGAAUCCACAGUUCCUAGAAUCUAACACCUAACGAUCCAAAGACCUUAGAAUCUAAGAUCCUAGAAUGUAAGGAUUCAAAGAUCUUAAAGCUUAAGAAGAAAACACUUCGACACAUCGUAGAGUGUAAGGAUCCAGGCUAUUUCGCAGAAUGCGAGAUUCUGAAAAUUAAAUCGAGCAUUCGGAGAUUCUAGAAUGUAAGGAUUUGAACGAAAGGAAAUAUAAAAUUUAAGAAUUUAACAAUAUCUCGAAUAUAAUAUAAAUUGGAUUCUUCUUCGGCAAAAGUGUAAAAGGCGAACAUUGCUAUUAAUCUUUUAAUUUUCGGGACAUGUACUCGAGAGCGUGGAAAAAAAAUGAGGAGUUUUCAAAUGUGAGAUUAAAGUCCAUAGAGAGACAAGGAAAUUUUUCAAUAUCUUGAUUAUCAAUCCUCGAAUUAAAUUCUCUAUUAAGACAAAGGAAUCUAUCGAGGUACCAUUGAGAGGUCAGAUUUUGUUGUCUACUUUGUUAAGAUCAUUAAUAUCGCGUUAUAGAAAAUUAUACGCGAGAAGAGAGCGAUGAUCAGUCUUGUCAAUCUUCCUUGGAUCAUACUUAGAAACAGUAUUACAUCGGCGUAUCCAUCGAAAUUGUCGCGGAAUAUAAGAUCGAUUUAACAUUAUCAGUUAUUGACGCGAUAAAAAUGGAAGAUAUCAGAUUUUCUUUUUUUUUAGCACUUUUGUUCCUACUUUAUGUUCAGUUAGUUAAUAUAGUGAUUCCUUAUUUAUAAAAUAUAUGAAAAGAGAUGACAGGUUGCGCAUACGCACGUACUUGUUUCGCUCCCUCGAGAAUAAUUUUUAUGAUAAACUAGCUCUCGCGAUUGAGUUACUCCGACUGUUAUAAUUUACAUCUGGAUUAGCAAUCUAAUUCUUGCUGCGGUCCUUUGUUCGUCGAAUCGAUAAACUUGAUUUCUUUUCUUUUUUCCUUUUUUCACACGAAAUCGUACGCAAAAAUAUAUUGCCGUUGCUGUGGAACCAUCAAAAUUAUCGGUUCAAGCAACAAUUCGGUUUCUUGUGUAUGUUUUUUUCUGAUUUUAAUAAAUCAUUUUCAUAAACGCAUGCCAUUGUCUUUUACUUUGUCAAAUAUUUUCUCUUCUCCUA
This is a messenger RNA of Camponotus floridanus (Florida carpenter ant), 2765 nucleotides long. Its product is annotated as exocyst complex component 5-like. Lineage: Eukaryota; Metazoa; Arthropoda; Insecta; Hymenoptera; Formicidae. The annotation marks the transcript as partial. The record is from RefSeq and is a predicted model, not a curated record. The transcript has a single exon.